This is a messenger RNA of Williopsis jadinii, 477 nucleotides long. RefSeq lists its product as uncharacterized. The transcript has a single exon. The record is from RefSeq and is a predicted model, not a curated record. NCBI's taxonomy places the organism in Eukaryota, Fungi, Ascomycota, Saccharomycetes, Phaffomycetales, Wickerhamomycetaceae. The coding region runs from base 1 to 477 and encodes 158 amino acids.
AUGCUUGAAUCUCAAGCAGCAGCAGCAGUUGCCGCAGCAAGUGCAUCUAAUAUCCAUCCAAACAUUGAAAACCAAUUGACUGACGAUUUGGUCACCCAAAAGUUCUUUGAAUUCCAUCCUUUGAAUACCGUUGUUGACAAAAUCAGGGAAAUCGUCGGACGUAACUUUGCUUCUGAAGAAGCCGAAGAGUUGAUCAAUGCCUUGUACAGCGAAGCUGGUAUACAAAAGAAGUUUGGUAUGUUCAUCAUUGCCAGUGUAUGUGGUGACUUAACUCUUAUCCCAGAUUACAUUGAACAGUUUUUGAAAACUGCUCAAAACCCUCCAGUUGACAUCCAUGGUAUUUGGACAAAGAGAGACGACGAGUUGUUAAAGAAAGCCGAUGAGGGUGAUAAGGAGGCCCUAGAGUUUGUCAUCAAGCUUCACGGCGACAAGAGAUGUGAUUUGAGAAGAACGUUUAUGACUGAUCAUGUGGGUUGA